Molecule: messenger RNA, 1161 nt
Organism: Trichomonas vaginalis G3
Lineage: Eukaryota; Parabasalia; Trichomonadida; Trichomonadidae
Exons: 1
Coding region: 1-1161 (386 amino acids)
Source: RefSeq, a predicted model, not a curated record
AUGAGUAAGAAACCCUAUGAUGACUACUGUUUUGCAAUGAUAAAGGACCUUAAAUCAAAAAAAGAACUCUGCGAAAGCGUUGCUGAGACUCUUGAUAUUCUAACUCAGAUUUUAAUGGAAUUUAACGGAUCAAGAAGUUUAAAUGGCGCUAUAGAUAGCUCAGAUACGCAUAAAUCUUCCGAAAUUCAACAAGUCCAUGACUGGAUACAAGUAAACAUUAUUCAAGGUACAGCUUUUAAACUUAUCGUAAAAGAAUACGAAACUAACGCAAAAGUCCCCUUAAUAAAACUGCAAAACGACAUCGGAGUUGUAAUUGACAAUGCAGAAGAAGGCAUUGAGCAGGCAAACUUGCGACUAGAUCUUACAGAAAGCGAAUAUAAAAACUUAUACGAUGAAUAUAUCGAAACAUGCCAUAUGAUAGAAAAUGAAACAGAUAUAUCUAAAGUUGAAGAGCUUAAGGUUAAGUGUUCCGAAUUGGAGCAGAGAUGUAUUGAUUUUACUCUUUUAUUAGGAAAAGCGAGAAGACAAUACUGUUUCGAAAUAGAGGCCCUAUUUGAACCCUACGAGACCAUACUGGAUCAGUAUAGUGAUGUUAUGCAAAACCUUUUGGAUAAAUUGCCAAUAAUUAAUAAGGUAUUCACAGAUCAUUUCAAGUCACAUCCAAUUAAAUCUGACAUGCUAUCUCAAAUAUUCCUUUCCGGACCACUUCCGGCGACUAAAUGUCCUUCAAAACUUUCAAGGUUGCAAUUUAUUACUCCUGCUGCCGAAAUAGAGUUUAACAUAUUCGAUUAUAUACAGCCAAAUGUUGUUUAUGACAUUUCUUUGACUCAAGCUGUUUACGAACUUACAGAAAAUUAUCAUGAUCCAAACCAGGCUUGGACAGUCAGAAAAGGUGAUUAUGUUAAUUGUAUAGAUAAGAAAGGCAAUAUGUAUCAUGUAGAACAUGUUGGUUCUGGUUUGAGAGGCCAAAUUCCGAAAAAUAUACUUGUUAAAUCAAAGUAUAAGAGGACCAUUAAGAAAUUGAAUAGCAAUUACGAAGAAAAGGGCGUAAAGUAUCAAGCUGGAUUCUGUAUGUGCAUUUGUAAAGAAAAUAAGGAUAAUUAUACCUGUGUAACGCCAUCGCAAACCUUUGUUCAUAUACCAAAGAAACUACUUGCUUAA